AACGGAGCCAUCGAACGGUGAAGGUGUACGCGCACAUUAAGAUUCUCCCCCACAAACCAACUAAGAAAAAAAAGUGAAGAACGAAACAAACAAGAAAACCAAAACAAAACCAGCGAAAACGAAAACGAAAACAACCGUUUAUUUCUUUUUGUUUUGUGUGUUUUUCGAGAGAGAGAGCUAGAGAUUUUCCGAUUUUCGAGAUCGAAAGAGAGAGCCGAAAAAAGUGAUCGAGACUUCGAAAUGGCGUUCAUGAUGCCCGUGAUGAAGAACAAUUACGAUAUUUACAAGGACACGCGUUCCCGCAAAACGUCGGAAUGUUCGAAUGCGAGUAGUAACGGUACAACGACAUUGGCCACCGCUCUUGGAACGCCCGCCCAGGGACAACAACAGCAACAGCAGAGCCAGCGGCGUCGCAAGGUGUCCGAAUGCAAGUCGGAGAGUUUCGCCACCUCACCGUCACACGGGCAACUGGGCGUUGCGUCCGCCACCCACCAGAGGAUGCAAAUGCAGCGCUGCCACAGUUCGCGGGCCUUUCCGCGCAACGCGUCGCGCAGCUCGCACGGCGGCUCCAUGCAACAAAUUGUGUCGCCCACGCGCAGUAGUCCGCCCAGCCGCUCGCAUACCGCUUCGGCCCUGGAAAGGCAGGCGGCCGCCCAGGCGGCGGCCAUUAAUCAGAAGCAGCAGCAACAGGGAACUGGAAAUGGUGAAACUUCCAAUGACUAUACGAAAUUCCAUCUCCGUUUGGUCGACAAGCUGCGCAAGUCCUUUCGCAAGGAUAGCGGUAAACGGUCAUGAGAUCAUCACAAACACAAUCAAAAUCAAAGUCAAAAUCACAAUAGCAGCAACAGCAACAGCAAAAGCAACAACAACUUCGACAACAACAAUGCCAGCAGCAGCAGCAUGGCGCUCCUUUCCAUUAGCAACAACAACAAUAGUGAAAGAGAAAGAGACGAGGCUAGCGGGGAUCUAUCCUCGAUUUCCAGAGGAAGAUCACCUGGCCGCCAUGCGGGUGAGAGCAGUGCAGCUACUGAGGAGGAAGAGAGCAAAGAGCAGCCACAGAGAGCUACUUCCUGGAAGAAAGGAGCGCGACCACCGACUUCCAUGAGUGAGAGCAGGGAAGAGAGAGGCAGAGAGAGAGGCAUGGUCAAUCGGUUGGGGCGACGCUUCCGGCGCUACUGUAAAUUCCUGGCCGCCUCUCACGGAGCAGCGACGUCGGCGUCGCCGGAGGACGAGGCAGAGGGAGAGGAGAUGAGCUCCAUGGAGCAACUGACCGGCAGCAGGAGCAGCAGUCGCAGUCGCGGCCGGCGUCGGCGCAGCAGCAGCAUUGGAAGCGCCAGCAGCCGGCUAAAGAUGCGACUGCGGCGAUGCACUUCGUCACCAGGAUGAGAAAGAGAUGGCCAGCUAUAAACUUGGUCGGUGCGAGAGAGAUAGCAGACUAGACAGGAAGUGAGGGGAGUUACACAGAGCGAGAGAGAGAGAGAGUGCAGCGGCGUAGCCAAAAGGGGGGUCACAAAAAGUCACUUAACCUAGUUAUUGGCGGGAAACAGAAAAGUUGACAAGUUGUUGGUGCAAAUUUGUUUGAGCAUAUUUCACAUUAUCUAUAAAAAUUUCGGUGUACAUAUGCAAACUAUUUAACUAUAUGUAUAAAAAAAAAUACCUACAUAAAAAUGUCCCAAAUGUAUGAUUACAUUAAUUAUAUGUAUAUUAUGUAUGCCAGGCUUCCAAAUAUAGAAAAUAGAACAUAGAACCUGUCCCAAAAACAACCAAAACCCUCUCCAAAAAUAAAUAACCUUUCUUAUUUUGUAACUGCGGUUUCGCGACAAGAGGAAAACAGAAAUUGCAACUGCCAAUUGCAUUGUAUAACGAAGACCACAUCAGCAACAACAACCCAAAAACAAAGAAAAAACAAGACAAAACACUUGACAAAAUAACAAACUAACUAGAAAAAGUACCACGGAUUUUUACCCCUUCAUUUUGUAAUUGCAUAAAAACGAAACGCAAUUGACAAUAUACGUUUAAAAGCAUUGUGAACAAAAUAAAAACACAAAACUAAAAAUAAAAAAUAAAAAUGCGAAAAAACGAA
Molecule: messenger RNA, 2083 nt
Organism: Drosophila takahashii
Lineage: Eukaryota; Metazoa; Arthropoda; Insecta; Diptera; Drosophilidae
Source: RefSeq, a predicted model, not a curated record